AUGGCAAGAAAACCAUUUUUAAGUAACACUGAAAAAGAAAAGCGGAGGAAAGAAAGGGAUCGAUUGAAAAAGGAAAGGAAGAGAAAAGCUCAGGAUUUAAACAAUCAAGGUUGCAAAAGAAGUGUCAAUUCUGGGGAAAAAGCAAGAAAUGACGUUCCCUCUACCUCUAAGUCUGAGGUUUUUGCAAUAACAGAUAAAGAAGUUGAAGUAAAAAAAACAUGCGUCUCUGCUUUUCGAGAAAAAGAAAUGCUUAAAGAUGCCGAAGCCAAACGAUUAAAGAGAAAAAAUGCUACUUUUCGACAAGAAGAAAAGGUUCGUGAUGCAAUGACCAAACGAGUGAAAAGAGCUGAAGUAAGCCUUCGUGAAGAUGAAAAACAGAAAGACGCAGAAGCGAAAAGAGUAAAGAGAGCUGAAGUCAGCGUCCGUGUAAAAAAGAGAUUGAAAGAUGCGUCAGCCAAAAAAGUAAAGAGGACAGAUGUCAGCCUCCGAAAAGAAGAAAAAGUGAAAGAUGCGGAAGCCAAGCGUGUGAAGAGAGCUGAUGUCAGCAUCCGUAAAGAAGAAAAAGUGAAAGAUGCGGAAGCCAAGCGAGGGAAGAGAGCUGAUGCCAGCAUCCGCGAAAAAAAGAGAGUGCAAGAUGCGUCAGCCAAAAAAGUAAAGAGAACUGAUGUCAGCAUCCGUAAAGAAGAAAAAGUGAAAGAUGCGGAAGCCAAGCGAGUGAAGAGAGCUGAUGUCAGCAUCCGUAAAGAAGAAAAAGUGAAAGAUGCGGAAGCCAAGCGAGUGAAGAGAGCUGAUGUCAGCAUCCGUAAAGAAGAAAAAGAGAAAGAUGCGGAAGCCAAGCGAGUGAAGAGAGCUGAUGUCAGCAUCCGUAAAGAAGAAAAAGUGAAAGAUGCGGAAGCCAAGCGAGGGAAGAGAGCUGAUGCCAGCGUCCGCGAAAAAAAGAGAGUGCAAGAUGCGUCAGCCAAAAAAGUAAAGAGAACUAAUGUCAGCAUCCGUAAAGAAGAAAAAGUGAAAGAUGCGGAAGUCAAGCGAGUGAAGAGAGCUGAUGUCAGCAUCCGUAAAGAAGAAAAAGAGAAAGAUGCGGAAGCCAAGCGAGUGAAGAGAGCUGAUGUCAGCAUCCGUAAAGAAGAAAAAGUGAAAGAUGCGGAAGCCAAGCGAGUGAAGAGAGCUGAUAUCAGCAUCCGUAAAGAAGAAAAAGUGAAAGAUGUGGAAGCGAAGCGAGUGAAGAGAGCUGAUGCCAGCAUCCGUAAAGAAGAAAAAGUGAAAGAUGCAGAAGCCAAGCGAAAGAAGAGAACUGAUGUCAGCGUCCGUGAAAAAAAGAGAAAGCAAGAUGCGAGAGACAAAAAAGUAAAGAGGACAAAUGUCAGCUUUCGUAAAGAAGAAAAAGUGAAGGAUGCGGUAGCUAAACGGGAAAAGAGAGCUAAUAUCAGUGACCGUGUAAAAAAGAGAUUCAUAGAUGCAACAGGCCAGAAAGUAAUGAGGGUAAAUGAAGGAGCUUCUACCUCUAAGAAAACACCUGAUGCACAGAACGAUGAACCGAGUGAAACCAUUAAUCUUGACCAUGAAGACAAGCAAGCUGAUAUAGCUGCAGAAAAUUCAAAUUUGAAUGACGUUUGGGACGAAGAAUUCACUGAUGAUGAUGCUAUCAAUGAAGAAUUGUUCAAUCAGGUUUACCACGAAACACUUUUGGAGCCCGUAGAAGGCAUUAAAUUUGCACCAGGUGAAGAUAUUUUGCAAGCAUAUCUUGAGCACAAUUUAUUGUCAUCAUUUUGA
Messenger RNA from Uloborus diversus, 1770 nucleotides. RefSeq names its product golgin subfamily A member 6-like protein 25. The transcript has 3 exons. Lineage: Eukaryota; Metazoa; Arthropoda; Arachnida; Araneae; Uloboridae. The record is from RefSeq and is a predicted model, not a curated record. Bases 1 to 1770 code for a protein of 589 amino acids.